Pectinophora gossypiella (pink bollworm) is the source of this 4039-nucleotide messenger RNA. RefSeq names its product cilia- and flagella-associated protein 57 (gene tous). The record is from RefSeq and is a predicted model, not a curated record. Lineage: Eukaryota; Metazoa; Arthropoda; Insecta; Lepidoptera; Gelechiidae. Gene Ontology annotation, molecular function: protein binding. Bases 216 to 3983 code for a protein of 1255 amino acids. The transcript is spliced from 22 exons.
UAGAAACCAAAAUGAUACAAUAUCACUAGACAGUUUUGUCCAUGGCACAGAGUCCAUGGAGAGUUGAAAACGUUUCCAUAACAACCGAGACAAUUUCCAAAUCGCCUUCAAGGAAAACUUGUUUUCUUGCGAUUAUAUUAUUCUGUGUUUAUUGCACAGGUGUACUGUUACUGAUAAAGUUAUUUUAGUACGUUUUAUUUUUAAUCGAAACAAUCAUGGCUAUGACUACUGCAUCUCCUCCCAAUAUUUCCGCACGGAUAUUUUAUGGUCUUAGAACAGACAUACAGUACAAUGCGCAUUAUUUGUCUGAAUCAGAGAUUCUGUACCCAGCCGGUGGGGUGCUAGUUAUUCACAAUCACCUACAAAAGAAACAGAAGUUCAUUAGACUUCAGGACAAGCAUAAACCUAUAAAAUCGUUGGUGUUGGCACCUAACAGACGAUGGCUGGCCAUGAACGAGAUAGCUGAAGAAGGGCAGAAACCAAUAAUAACCAUCUACGAUCUGACGACAUACAAAAGGCGCAAGAUUCUUACCGUGCCCUUUGAGAAUGUCACAGCUAGGGAAUUCGCCUGCGUGCAGUUCACAUUCGACUCAAAGUACCUGAUAGCGGUAACGGGAGAACCGGAUUGGUAUUUGUAUUGCUACAAUUGGGACAAAGGAAAAGUGGAAAGCCAUGCUAAAGCGCAGAAUCCUAAUGGAACUGGAACAGUUGAGAGUGUUCAAUGUAAUCCUUCAGACAACACAUUGAUCGUAAUAACAGGCAGUUAUACCUUUCGUAUAAUGAAUGUCGCCGAAACAGUUUGGCGCCAAUGGGGCUGGUGCAAAGCUGAAAACAUAAUAAUCACUACUUGCAUGUGGCUGACCCCGGACCGAAUCAUGUUCGGUACUCACAGCGGUAUGAUCAUGGUGGUGGAGAAUGGAGACUUGCGGCAGAACUGCAUCUUCCGCGCCUGGGACGUGUUGGAGAUGUCGCUGAAGAAAGUUGAAGUCGAGGCAUUGGGGACCGAAGAUGGCGACAAGACGAGUACUUCGAGCAAACAGGACGCAACCAGCGAGAUGGCCAUUAUGGAGGAACAACACCCAGUUACCAAUCUAGUCAACUUUCCAAAAGGAUUCGCUUACGCUGCGGGACCAGGCUUCGUCCAUAUGUUCGAGAAGGAAACCUUGCAUCACUGGAGGAAGCGAAACGUAUUCAGAAUUUGCAAAAAAUCUUACAAGCACACCCGAGAGCAUCCUAUGUGGUCACCACUCGAUGCCAUACAGCAUAUCACUGUGGAUCCCAACCAGGAAACUUUGCUUAUCACUACUCUCCGAAAGCAGCUGUAUUAUGUGAAAUUAUUUGGACUACAUAUGUUACAGAACCCCGAAAUAAUAUUCAACGAGCUGGGACCCUCUAUGCACUAUGGGAAAAUAAACGCCUUAGCGAUGUGCGCUUGGAAGCCUAUUUUCAUGACUGCUGGCGAACAAGAUAAGAGCAUUCGUAUCUGGAACUAUAUGACAGAUGACGUCGAGAUGAUAAAGUUGUAUCAAGAAGAGAUUCAUUGCGUUUCUUUACAUCCAACAGGGUUGUUCGCAAUAGUGGGAUUUUCCGAUAAAUUGCGCUUUAUGGUAGUAUUGAUCGACGAUUUCGAAGUAAUGCGAGAAUUCCCUAUUCGUAACUGCAAGCAGGCUAAGUUCAGUACCAACGGUCAUCUUUUCGCCGCUGUCAACAGCCAAGUCAUCCAAGUAUUCUCGUCUGUGUCCUUUACAAACGUAUUCAACUUAAAAGGUCACAAUGGCAGGAUAACAUGUCUGGCGUGGUCAGCAAACGAUUUAAUUCUGGUUUCCUGUGGAGCCGAAGGUGCAGUAUACGAAUGGAGUAUGUCUACAGGUCAGCGAGUUGGAGAAGUCAUAUUGAAAACCAACCAAUUCAACGGAUGUGUCGUUAAUAGUGUCGGCAAGACUACUUACGCAGUAGGAACGGACGGAGAAAUUAAAGAAAUAGGGAAUAAUACCAUUAGAAGGAAUUUACCUUUGAUUGGAUGCUCGCUUAACACGAUUGUGCUGUCUCGUUCUGAUAUGAUGUUAUUCUCUACUGGUGGAGAAGGCGGGGUUACGACCAUUCAGCUGCCGCUGCUUGAUAAAGCAAUCUACAACGAAUUUCACAUGCACAACGCCAAAGUGACAUGCAUAUGCCUAGCAUACGACGACCAGACAUUAGUUUCGGUUGCUGAGGACUCGUCAAUUUGUUUAUGGAGACUAACGAAUGCUGAUGGCAGAGCAGUCGCGCUCGACAAAGACUUCGCUUACUCCAAGGAGAUAUUAAUCAGCAAGAAAGAUUUACAGGAGAAAAUAAAUAGCAUAAAUUUACUGAGCACGAGAAUGAGCGAGUUAGAAACAGAACAUACGUAUCAGUUACGUCAAGCAGAAGCAACACAGGCUGAAAAGUUGAAAGAAGUGCACGAGGGGUAUUGUGCUGCUAUAGAAGAACUCAAAGAAAAGAAUGAGGGAAUGGAAAACGAACACACUCAUGAAAUAGGCAUGAUUCAACAAGACAUUGCAAAAUUGCGUUCUGAUCAUGAGAGAGCGUUGCAAGCUUUGGAAGCCGAUUUCAAUGUCAGACUUAUUGGAGAAUACGACAGAUAUCAAAUUCUCGAAGACAAAACAGCUAGAAUGAGAAAAGAUUAUGAAGACCGACUUGAAGAACUUGCUGAAAGUAAACGGCAGGCUCUUAGGGAAAUGAACAACAUGUUUGAAGCUAAGUUGGAAGAAAAAGAUGUUCUGUUGCUAGAGUUACAAGAACAAGCUGAAUUGGAAAGAAGAGAACACGAAACGAUAAAAGCGUCGAUCGAAGACGAUGCAGAUCGAGAAAUUAUAGAAAUAAAAACUGCAUACGAAAUGCAACUGAAGGAAGAGAAAGACGCAAACGUACGACUAAAAGGUGAAACUGGACUGAUGAAGAAGAAACUCAUCAGUGCACACAAAGAAAUAGAUGAAUUUAAACAUCAAAUUGCGCAACUAAAAGCCGAGCAUAAACAGUUCCAAAAAGUAAUUUCGACUCUAGAAAGGGAUGUAACAGAUCUGAAAAAAGAAAUCUCUGAAAGAGACAGUACCAUUCAAGAUAAGGAAAAGAGAAUUUACGAACUGAAACGAAAGAAGCAAGAAUUGGAGAAAUACAAGUUUGUGUUGAACUUCAAAAUAACGGAAUUGAAAAACCAGAUAGAGCCGUUAGAACGCGAAAUCAAAGACAGCAAAUUACGUAUACUUGAACUGGAAGAAUCAUUAGAAAAUCUCUUGAAAGCGAAAGCUUUUCGUGAGCUAAAAAUAGUGCAAUUAAAUGAGAAACUGCAAUCUGCUAAAAAGGAUUAUUUGAGCGAAACCGACAGGACGUUGAUGUUGAAAAACACGUUAAAGAAAAUAAAAAUUGAUUUACACAACAUGACAGCGAAUUUCCAGGACCCUACAAAAUUAAAGCUGAAUGUAAAAGCUCUAUUCCACAAAUAUGUCGAGGAUAUAGAUUUUGUGCGCAGCCGCUUGGCGGAGGACGAAGCGAUUCGAGAGUUCAAUCGACAACGAGAUCAUUUGGAGAAGCAGCUGGCCUCAGUCAGGUUACAGCUAUCGAGGGCUGUCAGCGGCUCCAAGGGAGAUAUCAACAAAAUUAUGGAUGAAAACUGCACCCUUCUGUCGGAGAUUAACAACUUGCGCACAGAGCUCAAGUCGACGCGCACGCGCUGUUUCCAAAUGGAAUCGAUCCUAGGUCUGUCUGCGCGCUACGUGCCACCCUCGACCGCCAGGGCUAAGUUGAAACACGUGACCGAAGACCGGGAGAAAUUGGACGAGAAGUUCAACCAGAAGUAUCAGCAAAAGGAACAAGUGAUUUGUUCUCUAAAGGAAGAAAACGAGCGUCUUCUGGACAAAAUUCGAUGUAUGGAAGAACCACCGCAUCCUCCUACUGAAUUUCGACAUCAGCGCCCUACUAAGGAAGACCAUACGGAGGGGCAAUAAAUAUUACUUACAUUCAUAAUGGAUAUAUUGAUUGUAUAUUUUGGGAUUUCGGAUAA